Molecule: messenger RNA, 895 nt
Organism: Ananas comosus (pineapple)
Lineage: Eukaryota; Viridiplantae; Streptophyta; Magnoliopsida; Poales; Bromeliaceae
Exons: 7
Coding region: 129-593 (154 amino acids)
Biological process (GO): protein targeting
Cellular component (GO): membrane
Source: RefSeq, a predicted model, not a curated record
CUCUUUUUCUCUCUCUCUCUCUCUCUAUCUCUCUCUCCUCUCCCUCUCUCUCCAAAACCGUGCUCUUGUUUAUGUGAGAAGGGGAGUGAACUGCUUCUUCUUCUAUUCACGAAUCAAUUUGAGAGAAUAUGGCUGAUGCUGCUGCUGCUGCUGCUUAUGAAGUGGUUUACUCAGGUCUAUUAUUUAGCAGACCGCGACCAGUAGUCUCGAAUCAGCUAUCCAGCAGGGUCAAGUUCCAGUUUGUCAAGAUUUCACGGCCGCUAGUUCGACAAUCAUUUCCAUUAUCCAGGCUCGUAAGAUGUGCGACAGCAGGAAGAAAUGGUCGUGAAAGGUUAUUAUCUGAUGAGGGGUUUGAACAUGAGCCUUUUUGGUCAAGUCUGGUGAAGGAUGCAGUCUGGGGGUUUAGAGCGCUUGCUGUUUUUCUAGCUGAACAGCCAAGUCAGUUGAAAUACAUAGAGUGGCCAACCUUUCAAAGCACGUUGAAGACGGCUUGCCUCACUCUUAUCCUCGUAGCGUUGCUCAUCGUAGCUUUGUGCUCUAUUGAUUCAGCCCUCUGUUACAUAUUGGCUUGGCUUCUCAGAAAAUCUGCAUAAACUGUUGGUGGUGGAUCACAAUUUCGGAGGUUGGCUUUUCAUUGUGUGGCGCCUUAGGGACUGUUCCUCAUUUUGAUGCUUUUGCUGGAUAGUGAAUAGAGCAGUUUUUUUUUUUUUUUUUUUCAAAAAAAAAGAAAAGGGAUGAUCAGAGUUCAAUGGCUCAGUAUGAUUAUGUGUUUGUUUUGUAGGAUUUAUCCGAGUUGUUAUCUGUUGGCAAAAUGGACGUUACUUUGAUUGCAAAAAGAAUGUGUAAAUGAACCUCUAUAGGAGUAAAAGGAUUUUGGAGUUUAGUCUGAUUUCUA